This is a messenger RNA of Fimicolochytrium jonesii, 605 nucleotides long. RefSeq lists its product as uncharacterized. Lineage: Eukaryota; Fungi; Chytridiomycota; Chytridiomycetes; Spizellomycetales; Powellomycetaceae. The transcript has a single exon. The record is from RefSeq and is a predicted model, not a curated record. Bases 178 to 579 code for a protein of 133 amino acids.
AUUGAAUAGCAGCGCCGACAAACACCCAUUCCGUCUACAAUACCUUACAGCAAAGUAGUUACUGUAUACGAACAUCAGUUCUACAACCCGUGUGGAAGGUAGUCCACAUCACUAUUGGUUACCUUGCAAAACACGAAACACGGAGAAAGUGUCGCUGACGGAUUGGGUACUUCUCAAAUGUUAGAUAUUGCAAAAUGGACCGCCAACGUCUCCGCCACCGCCCUCACAAUUGCCCGUAAAUUCCUUUCCCCCACCACCUUCAACGAGCAGCUAUCCUUCCCAUACACCCUCACCCCCCUCGCUUGUCAACUCCUCCCGCCAACACCGCAUCAAUCACCGGAACACCCCACCCCAAAAAAACCAACAUGGAAAAAACACACCUGUCCCUUCUGCAUCGACACACAAACGGGGGAGCCGAAGGUGUUGAAUGGGGAGCAUGAGUGGAGGGUGCAUUUUGGGACUAGGGGGCCUAAAAUGAGGAUGGGCGGUGGGGAGAGGGCGAGGAGAGGGAGGCGUAGGGAAAGUGGUGGUGGGGAUGUGAGCAGGGAGGAGGUGGCGGGUAGAAUAGAUGUAUAUUAGGUAGGAUAUACAGUUUUUUGGGGGUG